Fopius arisanus is the source of this 1847-nucleotide messenger RNA. RefSeq names its product facilitated trehalose transporter Tret1. Lineage: Eukaryota; Metazoa; Arthropoda; Insecta; Hymenoptera; Braconidae. Gene Ontology annotation, cellular component: membrane. Gene Ontology annotation, molecular function: transmembrane transporter activity. Gene Ontology annotation, biological process: transmembrane transport. The transcript has 3 exons. Bases 217 to 1710 code for a protein of 497 amino acids. The record is from RefSeq and is a predicted model, not a curated record.
CAUUGAAUACUCAGUUCGGCACUCCACGUGCCCGACACUCGUGGUCUGUAUCCAAUUAUUUUUUCUUCAUUUUUCUAUUUCCCAUUGAAAAUUCAAUAUUUCCGAAUCAACAGCCCACGUCUCACCGACAAAUUCAUUGAUCAUUUUGUCAUUAUCUCUGACAUACGAGAAGUGAAGAUUUUUCAAUGCAAUACGUAACGAGUGGUAAUUGAAAAAAUGCAUUUGAAGAAAAUAUUACGAUGUCUGCGUCAUACUGAUGAACCUCCAGUCGCUUUGGACAUCAUUGGUGGGAAGGAAAUUGAAAGUCAACGGAGUGUUUCUGAAAAAGGCAGUCAGUGGUUGCAGUUUACUGCAGCAAUCAGCGCUUGCCUGGCUGUGAUAGGAUGUGGUGGUCAUCUCGGAUGGACAUCUCCAGCUCUGCCCUACCUCACUGGCCCAGAAAUGGCGAAUCCGAUAACGAAGGGCGAGGGUGCCUGGGUGGUUUCCUGCUACACUAUCGGGGGAAUCGUAGGUUCUCUCCUGACACCACUUGUCCUGGACAGAAUCGGAAGGAAGUACUCGCUGCUGACCUUCGCACUUCCCCAGGUCGCAGGUUGGGGUCUGAUAAUCGCAGCUAAAAAGCUGAUAGUCCUCUACGUGGCGCGUUUUAUCGCUGGAAUCGGCCAUGGUGGAAUUUUCAACUUGAUCACCAUUUAUCUCGGUGAAAUAGCCGAUAAGAAUAUCAGGGGAGCCCUCGGUACAUUUCUCAAGGUCUCAGCCAACAUUGGAACACUCUUUGUCACAGCUGUUGGCGCUUAUAUGCCGUAUUGGCAAUUAAAUCUCGUCUCGAUAUCCGUGCCCAUCAUCUUCAUGAUCACAUUCGCGUUUAUGCCUGAGACCCCGUAUUUUUACCUGAUAAAGGGAAGGACCUCGGAGGCUGAGAAAAGCCUCAUGACCCUGAGGAGACUCAAGAAUCCAGAGAGCGUGCGGGAGGACAUAAAAAUAAUGAAGCAAGCCGUUGAGGAAGGGGAGCGCAACAAGAAGAACCUUUUCAAAGAGCUCGUGCGAACGCGAGGCAAUCGUCGAGGUCUCCUGAUCCUUCUUGGCCUGAAGGCAACACAACAGUUCUCAGGACACAUGGCACUUGUAGCUUAUACCCAGGAAAUCUUCUCCCACAGUGGCUCAUCCUUGCCACCGGAGCAGGCAGUUGUUGUCCUCGGUGUAUGCCAAUUAGUCGCUGGUUUUGUAGCAGCUGGACUGGUUGAUCGUCUCGGUAGACGAUUCCUCAUGUUGCUCUCAGGUCUAUCAGCAGCAGUGGCUCUUGUAGCCGUUGGUGUAUUCUUCUACCUCAAGUAUCAUCUCCAGGCGGAUGUCUCCUCCAUCACGUGGUUGCCGAUAGCAGCGCUGAUUGCCUACGACGUAAUGGAAGUACUCGGUAUUGGUACACUGCCGUACGUGCUCCUCGGGGAAUUAUUUCCAACGAGUGUCAAGGGCACUGCUGUCGCCCUAGGUAUUGUCGUCGGAUCGGUAUUUGCGUCCCUCGUUGGUCUUGGAUUCCAAGCGAUGAAUACAACUGUAGGAAUUCACUGGACAUUCUGGAUAUUCGCUAUAUGCUGCGCCAUCGGGACUUUGUUCGUUUAUUUCAUAACACCUGAGACCAAGGGGAAGACCCUCGAGGAGAUUCAGCUCAAGCUCAAUCCACCCAAGAGCUCCCAGCCUGCUUUACCUUGAAUUAUGGGGCUUUAGAGAUUACUCAGAUAUCUGUGAUACAUGUUCUUUAAUAAAUUAUUUAUUUUUUUGAUAUUAUGAGGGAUGUUCGGGAUGACGAUCUGUUCAAGUCUUUCAUAUUGCAGGAAUUUUAAUAAAUA